AUGGGCUCUGAUAACAAACACUAUGAAAACACCGUGCGAGCUGAUUUCGAGGCAUUAUUCCCCUCAGUCGUGGAGGAGAUUUUGGAACCUAUACGCCGAAAGAAUCUUCCCCAGGAAGUCAUCGCUCGAUUCAAGGAAUGUCUUUACUACAACACGCAGUGCGGGAAGCUGAAUCGGGGUAUUUCAGUCCUGGAUACCGGCCGCGCUCUUUUGGGUCGACCUCUGAACGAUUAUGAGACCAGAUCUUUGGCCACACUGGGAUGGUUGACAGAGCUACUUCAGGCUUUUUUCCUGGUCCACGAUGACAUAAUGGACGUUUCAAUUACACGGCGAGGGCAAAAGUGCUGGUAUCGGCAGCCACAUAUAGGUUUAAUGGCUAUCAACGACGCUGUUUUGCUGGAAUCUUCUGUGUUUUCGGUUCUAAAGUCACAAUUUAGGGGUCAUCCUGCCUAUGUGGACCUGAUCGAGACGUUUCAUGAAGCGGCUUUCAACACACAGCUAGGCCAGCUAUGUGAUCUUAUCAUAGCCCCUGAGGAUAAAGUCGAUCUGGGAAGGUUCUCUAUGGAGAAGUACGCUAUUAUUGUCCAGUUCAAGACUGCGUAUUAUAGUUUCUACCUUCCUGUUGUACUCGCUUUGCACUGGCUUCAGCUGGCAACACCUGACAAUUUGCGCCAGGCUCAUGACAUCUUGAUACCAAUGGGCGAGUACUUCCAAGUACAAGAUGAUUUUCUGGAUCUAUUUGGAGAUCCUAGUGUCACCGGCAAGAUUGGCACCGAUAUUCAAGACAACAAGUGCUCUUGGCUCGUUAACCAGGCCAUCCUGCGCUGUAGUCCCCAGCAGCGUGCCAUCCUGGAUGAGUCUUACGGCCGCAAGGAUAGUCAGUGCGAGAUGAAUGUUAGACGUGUGUUUGGCGAAUUAGAUCUUCAGGGAGCUUACAGGGAUUUUGAGGAUAAGCGUAUCCAGGAGCUUCAGCGAUUGAUCGAAGCAGUUGAUGAGACAGACGGACUUCACAAAAAGGUUUUCACGGUUUUCUUGUCCAAAAUUUGUCAAAGAACCAAUUAG
This is a messenger RNA of Penicillium egyptiacum, 1062 nucleotides long. The record is from the annotation of a GenBank genome assembly. NCBI's taxonomy places the organism in Eukaryota, Fungi, Ascomycota, Eurotiomycetes, Eurotiales, Aspergillaceae.